This is a messenger RNA of Paracoccidioides brasiliensis Pb18, 237 nucleotides long. RefSeq lists its product as uncharacterized. The record is from RefSeq and is a predicted model, not a curated record. The transcript is spliced from 2 exons. The coding region runs from base 1 to 237 and encodes 78 amino acids.
AUGCGUGAGGAUUUCCCGAUUGUGUUUCAGAGUCGAAAAUUGCUAUCAUAUGGUCAAAUACGGAGUGCUAACUUAAACUCUAGUGGACUAAACUACACAGUCCCUGCCCUGGUAUUCGAGACGAAAAUCUUCUCCGUCAUUGCAAUGUGCCAGGCUUUUGCUCCGCUGCUUCUCAAAGCUCAAGGCACUAUUUUUCAGCUGGCAUCCAUUGCAGGAGUAAGACAUCCCGAAAGCUAG